AUGACGUUAACGCGUGUAUUAUAUACUGCUAAUGUUGGUGAUGCACGUGCAGUUUUGAAUCGAAAUGGAAUUGCGGUUAGAUUAUCAUAUGAUCAUAAAGGAAGUGAUCUUCAAGAAGCAAAAAGAAUUGUUGAUGCCGGUGGAUUUGUUAUGAAUAAUCGUGUUAAUGGUGUUUUGGCAGUAACACGUUCAUUGGGUGAUAGCACAAUGAAAGAAUUUGUUAUUGGUAAACCAUAUACAGCCGAAACUACUUUAACAGAAAAAGAUUCAUUUUUGAUAAUUGCUUGCGAUGGGUUGUGGGAUGUUUGCGGUGAUCAAGAAGCCGUUGAUCUUAUUGAAGAUAUUACAGAUCCUCAAGUCGCCAGUAAAAGAUUAAUCGAAUAUGCAUUACAAAAUUUUAGUACAGAUAAUUUAAGCGUAAUGGUGGUUAGAUUUACUAAUGGAUAA
This is a messenger RNA of Diversispora eburnea, 447 nucleotides long. Lineage: Eukaryota; Fungi; Glomeromycota; Glomeromycetes; Diversisporales; Diversisporaceae. The record is from the annotation of a GenBank genome assembly.